Messenger RNA from Saccostrea cuccullata (small rock oyster), 969 nucleotides. RefSeq lists its product as uncharacterized. Gene Ontology annotation, biological process: DNA integration. The transcript has a single exon. Bases 1 to 969 code for a protein of 322 amino acids. The record is from RefSeq and is a predicted model, not a curated record. Gene Ontology annotation, molecular function: nucleic acid binding. Lineage: Eukaryota; Metazoa; Mollusca; Bivalvia; Ostreida; Ostreidae.
AUGUUCAACUAUCUCAUUCUUGUUGACUAUUUCUCUGGAUACUUUGAGGUUGAUGAACUGCGCCAAACACUUGCAACCAAUGUCAUCCAGAGAAUGAAGUAUCACUUUGCUCGAUACGGAUUACCUGAGAUUGUCGUCUCGGACAACGGUCCCCAAUUCUCAUGUCUCGAGUUUCUGAACUUUGCAGAAGAAUAUGACUUCAGACAUCAGCCGAGUAGUCCUGGAAAUUCUCAAGCCAUCGGAAAAGCUGAGGCUGCAGUGAAAACAGCAAAGACUAUCAUCAAAAAAGCUCUGGCGUCUGGAAGGGAUGUGUAUCUGGCACUGCUUGAUCUCAGGAACACACCGACCCAAGGACAGAACACAAGCCCUGUACAGCGCUCUCUUGGUCGCCGUACACGUACGCUCUUACCAAUGACAACCACCCUACUCCGACCAGAAGGCAUACAGACUGACGAUAUUCACCGUAAGAUCCUGCAGCGAAAGGAAACACAGAAAAGCUAUUUCGACAGAAAAUCGAAGGCCCUCAAGCCUCUCGAGGAAGAUGAUGUGGUUCGUCUUCAACCAUUCGUCAACCGUAAAGCCCCUUGGGCUAAAGGUCAAGUCAUCAGUCGUCUAGAUGACCGCUCCUAUGAAGUCAGUUCUGGAGACCGUAUAUACCGGCGCAAUCGAGUACACCUUAAGGCUACCAAUGAACCUCCAGUGAUGACCUUUUCACCUAACACACCUGUGCAUGCACCGUCUGUAGUACCUACUCCAAAAACACCGACUAAACCUAAUUCACCGGUUAAGGUCAGCCCACAGCCUGUGCAACCACAUAUCACUGUACCUCCGGCACCGAUGCCAAACUUACCUGAUGCUCGUAUUACCACAUCAGCUCCGAAGGCUGAUUCAGCAGUGAAAACGCGAUCUGGCAGGACAGUUAACCUACCUUCGCAUCUUAAGGAUUUUCAGAUUGAUGUUAAGAGAUAA